Glycine soja is the source of this 2501-nucleotide messenger RNA. RefSeq names its product copper chaperone for superoxide dismutase, chloroplastic/cytosolic. Lineage: Eukaryota; Viridiplantae; Streptophyta; Magnoliopsida; Fabales; Fabaceae. Gene Ontology annotation, molecular function: copper ion binding; superoxide dismutase activity. The transcript is spliced from 6 exons. The record is from RefSeq and is a predicted model, not a curated record. Gene Ontology annotation, biological process: removal of superoxide radicals. The coding region runs from base 1366 to 2280 and encodes 304 amino acids.
UUCUGUUUUCAGUGAAAAUGAAAACAGAAAACAACCAAACCAAACACCUCCUUAUUUAUCCGACAUUUCCCCUUAAGACCAAUUUGAUUAGUUUAGUUGUGACUUGUGUACCAUCAUCUAGCUAGUAGGACACAAAAUUAUUUUUUUGUCUAAGCUGCUGCUACUUCUUUUGGGGCUUGUACCAAAGCUAGCCGCACUUGAUGCACUCACAUUUCUACUUGAAUAUGUAUUUCUUAGCUUAAAAUAGAUCAAAGAACAAAAAUGGACCAAAGCAUGAGGUUGAUCAAAGCUAAUAACUCCACUAUGUGUGAACAUCAAAGAACUAACAAUAACAUAGAAUGAAAUCAUGAAGAACAUAAUUGAUUAUUUAAUGACUACUUCUCUAACAGUCUAGAAUACACAAAGGAGCAAUUCUAGCAAUGAUUACGAAAGAGAAGGCACAUGUUCCUUUGCAUUGUACACAAAGAACCAAAUAGAUGUUCGUAAGUCAUACCAUCUCCAGUAAUAAUGUAUCAAAAUCGUGGGUUUAAUUUUCUGACUCGUCCAAAGAAAAAUGAUUUUCUCACUUAGAAUUGUACUUGUAUUCUGUUUUGUUUUUUUAGCUCAACUACUAGGCUUCUCUCUUCACAUUGUUGUAUUGCCUUAGUGUUAGGCCGUGUGUUUGGGCCUUUAUGUGCUUUGAGCCUAUAGCAAUUGCUUUAUGCACCUCAUAUAAAAUAAUAAAAACCCCAGAUGGACUAAUGUGUCCUUUAUUAGUCUUAUAAUGUGCACCCCACUUCCUUUCUCCAUAGUAGCCCAUCACAUCUCCUUUACCUUGUGUCAUUCGACUGGGCUCUCUAUAGCAACCCAGCGGAUCUCCAUAUUUGUCGUUCAAUGACGCUAGCCGCCCCAUCACCGAUGGUGAAGGCACCACAAUUGUUACCGUUGAAGCCACUUUGCAGUUGAAGGUAAGUGGAUGUGCGUGGUAUUUUUUUGUUUGGAUCAAUAAAACAUACAAGUACUCCAAAAAAAUGUAUUUUGGAGCUAUCUGUACCAUUCUAGAUCAAUGAUUCCGUAAUGGGCGAAGGGCAAUGUGGGAAUAUUAAAAAGCACGGGUUGCAAGAAGAAAAAUGGAGUGAAUAAAGCUAUAGUCUAGGCCAAUUUUGAUGGACCCAAUCAUAAAAGGCAUGUAUGAUGUAACAAAAAGAAAUCACUGAUUAACAAAAACCAAGUGGAAGGUGGAGAAGAAACAAAAAGAAUAAUAAAGAGUUGAAGCGAAGGCGUGGAUCCAUCUAGAAAGAAACAUAGAGGUAGCUAGCUAGGCAGCCACGAGCCUUGGCGCAUUUUCUUUUUUCUGUGGGCGAGUAUAAUAAUAAUUGCAGUAAAAUGGCAUUUCUGAGGUCAAUAGCAACAACAGCAAUUGCUACUAUACCUGCAGCCUUAGCAUUCUCAUCAUCUUCAUCAUCUUCUUUCCCUCGCUCUUCCCAAUCCCCCAAUCCCCAAAAUAGAUUAGGUCUUGUCAAAACACUUGCUACUCCUCCCUCUGCUCUCCACAUGGACCACAAACUCUCUUCUCAGCCUGACGCUGUCUUGCCCGAGUUACUGACGGAGUUCAUGGUGGACAUGAAAUGCGAAGGUUGUGUUAAUGCUGUCAAAAAUAAGUUGAACGAGAUAAAUGGAGUUAAGAACGUAGAGGUGGACUUGAGCAAUCAGGUUGUGAGGAUUCUCGGUUCAACGCCGGUGAAGACUAUGACUGAAGCUUUGGAGCAGACUGGUAGAAAAGCCCGGUUAAUUGGACAAGGAGUGCCGGAAGACUUCUUAAUAUCUGCUGCUGUUUCCGAAUUCAAAGGUCCAGAUAUUUUUGGUGUUGUUCGCCUGGCUCAAGUAAAUAUGGAACUGGCUAGGAUUGAAGCCAACUUUAGCGGGCUGUCGCCAGGAAAGCAUGGUUGGUCUAUUAAUGAGUUUGGUGAUCUGACUAGAGGUGCAGCAAGCACUGGUAAAAUGUUCAAUCCGGUAAAUGAGGAAAACAGUAAAGAGCCACUGGGCGACCUGGGAACACUAGAAGCUAACGAAAAGGGUGAGGCCUUCUAUAGUGGGGUCAAAGAAAAGCUGAGGGUGGCUGAUCUUAUUGGACGAUCUGUGGUGGUAUAUGCAACUGAAGAUAAAUCAGAACAUGGUAUAACUGCUGCAGUAAUUGCCAGAAGUGCUGGGGUGGGUGAGAACUAUAAGAAACUCUGUACGUGUGAUGGCACCACCAUAUGGGAGGCCACGGAUACAGAUUUUGUUACUAGCAAGGUCUGAUAGAUAAAGUAAUUCACUGAAAACAAAGCAUUGCAAUUUAGUUGUCUUGUCGCCCAUCAGCUCUACCAUAUUUUGAGGAUUGUAUCCGCCUUUCAGGAAAGGAAUUCAUCUGUGUUUAGUUUACAUUGAAUUUCUUCACCAGAAUUAUGAACUUUUGGAUAAGAUGGUUGUUAAUUUGACAAAUCUCUUAUGUUCUUAAUAAGGCACAAGUUAUCGCAUUA